AGACCGCGCAGGUCUAACAUUUGGGGGCUCGUCCGGGAUUCCACUCGCCCCGGACCACAAGAACAUCGGGAGUUGGAGGUACCAGGUAAGCUCGAGCUUGAUUGUCUGUUUGUCCCUUGUUCUUUGUGGGCCAUUAUCGGAGGAAAGCCGUAAGAAUCGGCUUAUUAUGGAAUCUGUAUCGGACCUCUGGCUAGGCAGACGUGCUAAUAGCCGGCGUCCAUGAGCCCUAGGGGACGCCCUGGUGGCUCAUCUGGAAGGAGAGGCAAACUCUGUCUCCCCUUCACUCGGUUUCGGCAGUUCCCUUGGUGAUAACUGCCAUCUGAAGAAGUUUCGGUUUUGAAGCGAGCUCGCGGUGGCCCAUGCGUAUAUGUGUUUCGUGGAGUUUUAACUGUUUCUGUAUUGUGGUCUAUUCUUCUUCUCUGACGGACGACAAUGGGACAAACUAUGACGACUCCUCUUUCCCUUACCCUAAGCCAUUGGACCGAAGUUCGGGCCAGAGCCCAUAAUUUUUCGGUAGAGGUAAAGAAAGGAAAGUGGCAGACUUUGUGUGCCUCUGAAUGGCCAACAUUUCAGAUAGGAUGGCCCCCCGAAGGAUCCUUUUUAUUAGACAAGAUUAAGCUGCUGAAGUCUAAGAUAUUUAAUAUAGAUCCCCACGGACAUCCAGACCAAGUACCAUAUGUCUUGGUCUGGGAAGAUUUAAUUCUCUCCCCACCUCCGUGGGUCCGGCCCUUUGUUUCCUCAACAGGUACGUCCGCGCAUACAUCAGGAGCGUCGGAGAUAUUAGCCUUAAAGAAAAACCCCAACACGGAAAAGCUACCUGACGCCCCGGAUCCACCGAAGGCGAUUUAUCCUGACCCGCAGCCCGAUUUGCUUCUUUUGGAUUCCCCACCCCCUUAUCCUCCGGCCCCAAAUCCCCUACCACCUAGAGGACCCCCAGCUCCACUGCCCUCGGCACCAAGGGAACCAUCCAUGAUGGAAGAAGAAAGGGGUCCCUCAGCGGGCACUAGGAGCCGGAGGGCUAUCUCCCCGGACUCCACUGCCCUACCUCUUAGAGAGUAUGGCCCCCCCGACGGCCAAGGGAAUAGAUCUCUCCAAUAUUGGCCCUUUUCCUCUGCAGAUCUUUAUAAUUGGAAAAUGCAUAACCCAACUUUUUCCGAAAAUCCACAGGCCCUUACCGCUUUAAUAGAAUCUCUUGUUUUCUCCCACCAGCCCACAUGGGAUGAUUGUCAGCAGCUGCUCCAGACUCUCCUAACGACUGAGGAGAGGCAACGGGUUCUUUUAGAAGCCAGAAAAAAUGUAUUAGGCGCCAAUGGGCAACCUACCCAGCUGCCUAACGAGAUUGAUGCUGGUUUCCCACUCGUCAGGCCAAACUGGGAUUUCAAUGCCCCGGAAGACUCUCUCCCCUGAGCCAACCCUACUUUGCCUUCGAAUGGAAAGAUCCAACAUCGGGAAUGUCUGGUCAGCUGACAUGGACACGGCUACCUCAGGGAUUUAAGAACUCCCCGACCAUCUUUGAUGAAGCCCUCCAUCAGGAUUUGGCAUUAUAUAGAGAAUCAAAUCCCCAGGUAACAUUACUCCAAUACGUUGAUGAUAUUUUAUUAGCUGCUGAGACCCAAGAAGAUUGUAUCAAGGGUACUGAAAAACUGUUAACGGAACUUGGAACCCUGGGAUAUAGAGCCUCAGCCAAGAAAGCACAAAUAUGCCAACAACAGGUCAGUUACCUGGGGUAUCUAUUAAAAGGGGGGCAAAGAUGGCUCACGGAGAGCAGAAAGGAUACGGUGGCCCAAAUUCCGGCUCCCAAAAACGCCAGGCAGGUUAGAGAAUUUUUGGGGACGGCCGGAUUCUGUAGACUAUGGAUUCCAGGGUUUGCUGAGCUGGCAUCCCCAUUGUACCCCCUAACCAAAAACAGCACUCCUUUCGUUUGGGGCGAUAAGGAACAACGGGCUUUUGACCAAAUCAAACGAGCUUUACUUUCAGCUCCAGCCCUAGGACUGCCAGAUGUAACCAAACCUUUUCAUUUAUAUGUGGCCGAAAAUAAGGGCAUUGCAAAAGGAGUAUUGACUCAGAAAUUGGGUCCCUGGAAUCGCCCAGUUGCUUAUUUG
This is a messenger RNA of Lagenorhynchus albirostris (white-beaked dolphin), 2102 nucleotides long. RefSeq lists its product as uncharacterized. The transcript is spliced from 2 exons. The coding region runs from base 433 to 1407 and encodes 324 amino acids. The record is from RefSeq and is a predicted model, not a curated record. NCBI's taxonomy places the organism in Eukaryota, Metazoa, Chordata, Mammalia, Artiodactyla, Delphinidae. Gene Ontology annotation, biological process: virion assembly.